Messenger RNA from Paramormyrops kingsleyae, 5233 nucleotides. It is a transcript of the gene kif3b, whose product is annotated as kinesin family member 3B. Gene Ontology annotation, molecular function: ATP binding; microtubule motor activity; microtubule binding. Gene Ontology annotation, biological process: microtubule-based movement; mitotic cell cycle. Lineage: Eukaryota; Metazoa; Chordata; Actinopteri; Osteoglossiformes; Mormyridae. Gene Ontology annotation, cellular component: microtubule. The record is from RefSeq and is a predicted model, not a curated record.
AAUUCGAUGUGUUUAGACAAUAAAGAGUACUGCUUGUUUAGUGGGAUGGUUUGCGAUACUAUUUAGCCCUUGACAAAACGCUCGGCAGUUAGCAGUUUGAUACUGGUAGAUUUUGUUCAGGUUAUUAUCAGCAAAACGUGUUUAUGCGUUGGUUAGGUUAAAUCAAUUUCAUUGUGUAAACUAAUUCCUGACCGCUGACAUUCUGAAGUAGCGUUUGCACAAGAUAAUACGGGUCCCGAUUGUUAGAUGGAAGGAUAAGCUGGCUAAUUAGCAUUAGCUAACGAAAACGAAUUAAUUUUGCUUGCCUCACUAGUGGCGGUCAUAGACGUCAUCGCCUAUGAAUUUGUAUAAUAUUACUAAUGAAAUCGAUUAAUUCAACUUGAGGACCGUCAAAACCAGAUCUUCGUGAUUUAUGAAAUGCUUUCUGAAGGAAGUGGCGAUUUCCUGUGAAACAUUCGUCUAUUUUAUGACCGGGAUUCCCAAGGUCUAAUGUCUUUAAUAAGGCAGAGGAAAAACCCUGGAAAUUAGUAUUUUGAAGCUGUCGGGUCUAUAGGGCGAAAUGGUUUAAGGCUGGAGGAGCGAGCUGGCCGUCGGUGUUGAUGCUUGUGCAGUCAGUGCUGUGAAAGAACGUUGUAAGCAACAAAUGAAUUAAGGGGUUAAGAAACGCCCAAAAUGUCCAAAAGUAAGAACUCGGAGUCUGUGAAGGUGGUGGUGCGAUGCCGACCAAUGAAUGAAAAGGAGAAGGCAGCCAACUUUGAGAGGGUUGUGUCAAUUGAUGUGAAAUUGGGGCAGGUAUCUGUGAAGAACCCAAGGGGCACUGCCCAAGAACACCCGAAGGUAUUCACCUUUGAUUCGGUCUAUGACUGGAACUCUAAGCAAGUGGAGCUGUAUGAUGAGACGUUCAGGUCGCUUGUGGAAUCUGUCUUGCUGGGAUUUAAUGGCACAAUUUUUGCCUAUGGCCAAACAGGCACUGGGAAAACAUACACAAUGGAAGGGGUGCGUAAUGAUCCAGAGCGGAGAGGUGUCAUUCCAAACUCUUUUGAGCAUAUUUUCACACAUAUAUCACGGUCACAAAACCAGCAAUAUUUAGUACGGGCUUCUUACCUGGAAAUCUACCAAGAGGAGAUUAGAGACCUUCUGUCGAAAGACCAGACUAGGCGCCUAGAAUUAAAGGAGCGUCCAGACACAGGAGUUUAUGUCAAAGAUCUGUCUUCCUUUGUUACAAAGAGUGUCAAAGAGAUAGAGCAUGUAAUGAAUGUGGGAAACCAAAACCGGUCAGUUGGGGCCACAAACAUGAACGAGCAUAGCUCCCGUUCUCAUGCCAUUUUUGUCAUCACCAUCGAAUGCAGCGAGAUCGGCCUGGAUGGGGAGAACCACAUCCGUGUCGGCAAGUUGAACCUUGUGGACCUGGCAGGCAGCGAAAGGCAGACCAAGACAGGGGCUCAGGGGGAGCGGCUGAAGGAAGCGACCAAGAUAAAUCUUUCUCUUUCUGCACUGGGAAAUGUUAUAUCUGCACUGGUGGAUGGCAAGAGCACCCACAUUCCAUACCGUGAUUCGAAGCUGACACGACUUCUGCAGGAUUCACUGGGGGGGAAUGCCAAGACUGUGAUGGUGGCCAAUAUUGGUCCGGCCUCUUAUAAUGUGGAGGAGACCCUGACUACCCUGCGAUACUCUAACCGUGCAAAGAACAUAAAGAACAAGCCCCGUGUAAACGAGGACCCGAAGGAUGCACUUUUGCGGGAGUUCCAGGAGGAGAUUGCCCGUCUCAAAGAGCAGCUGCAGAAGCGUUCUGGCAAGAGGAAGAAGAGGAGGAGGAGGAAGAGGUUCGGGGAAGGUGGGGAGGAACUGGAGGAAGAGGAGGAAUAUGAUGAUGAGGAUGAUGACGGAGCUGAUGGGGCUGAUGGGGAAGAGAAGGAGGAUGCUGACUACUGGCUGGAACAGCAAGAGAAGCUUGAGAAGGAGCAGAAAGCCAUCAUGGAGGACCAUAGUCUGGUGGCAGAAGAGAAGCUGAAAUUGCUCCGGGAAAAAGAGAAGAAAAUGGAAGACCUCAGGAGAGAGCAAGAAGCUGCAGAACUGCUGGCAGCUAAAGUGAAGGCUAUGGAGAGCAAGCUUCUGGUUGGAGGGAAAAAUAUUGUAGACCACACCAAUGAGCAGCAGAAAAUACUGGAGCAGAAACGACAGGAAAUUGCUGAACAGAAACGCAGGGAGCGAGAGAUACAGCAGCAGGUGGAAUGUCGGGAUGAGGAGACGCUGGAGCUCAAAGAGACGUAUAGCUCCCUCCAGCAAGAAGUGGACAUCAAAACCAAAAAGCUAAAAAAGCUGUUUGCGAAGCUGCAGGCCGUGAAGUCAGAGAUCCAGGAUGCCCAGGAGGCGCACAUCAAGGAGCGACAGGAACUGGAACAGACACAGAAUGAGCUCACCCGGGAACUAAAGCUCAAGCACUUGAUUAUUGAGAACUUUAUCCCUAUGGAGGAGAAGAACAAAAUAGUGAACCGAGCAUUCUUGGAUGAUGAGGAAGACCAGUGGAAACUGAGGCCCAUCACACGCAUUCAGGAUAACCAGCAGAUGAUGACUCGGCCUGUGUCAGCAGUGGGCUUUAGGCGACCACUCAGCCAGCAUGCACGCAGGGCUAUGAUGAUGCGACCAGACGUGAGAUACAGGGCUGAGAACAUACUCCUGUUGGAACUGGACCUGCCCACACGUACCACUAAGGUGUACGAGGAGCCAGUCAUUGCGCCCAAGGUGGCAGCAGCUCUGGAGGACGCCCUGCGGGAUGAGGACGAGAUCCAGGUUGACGCCUCCACGUUCCACAGCACCGACCUGCUGUGCAGCAGUGCUAGCAGCGUGAGGAAGCCAAAGUCCAGCAGCCGUCCCAAGACUGGAAAAAAGGCGAGCACUCCCAGUUCUUCACAGAUUCCCUCCAGCUCAGGACAUCCCCUCUACCCACAAUCUCGUGGACUCGUACCCAAAUGAUUACUUGGGUUUCUCUAUUCUGGGGGCCCUCCGCUGUACAGAGAGACAUGAACGGACUGGUACAACAUCCCUGACUAAAACACAGGGCAAAAAACUCCCAAUACGGGAAAUUCAAAUUCUGCUUUUUUCCUUUGGUACACUAGAUUUCAAGGACCACAAUGGAGGCAAACUGUACAGGACUGUCACUCUGAAUUGUAGCCUCCCAAGUGUGUCUACUAUGAAUAGAAGGAGUUUUAUGUCUCAAGUUUAAAGUUCUGACCUUAAAUUGUCCUUGAAAAUGACUACAGUACAGUGUGUCAGGAUACACGCUUUCCCCGUUACUUGAAUCAGUGCCACGGUGCACAUUGUAAUGUUUUCCUGCUUAAAAGGACUGCGUUUCCUUGACAAGGUUUGCAUACAUUCUGAUGUUAUAAAAUGGCAGCACUGGUAACAGCUGCUGGCUGGGUCAAACUGCUUGUCCCUGGGCACUUUACAGUUUGACACAUUAAAGAGGCACUUUAAAAUAUGUCAAGUGCACACAUUGCAUAGGUGUUUGAAGUUACAAUGUUGGUGUAUUUUGUGUAAUAUGUGAUAUAGCUUACAUGCACAAUCCCAGGCUGAUUCUAAUGCUACUCCAAAAGUUGAUGAGAACUUGCUAGGGCAGUUCUGCUUUUACAAUAAUUUAGUGGGGCUAAAAGCAAAUUCAGCAGUCCAGAAUUAGGAUUGAUUUUCAGACGUUUAUUUAUACACACUUGAGCAAACGAUUCCUUUGCUUAAAUUUUUCCUUGAAGUUCAGGUGAAAGGACCAAGGGUUUCUCAGAAUAUAAAUUGCAAAUGCCGACUGUUUGGCAGGUGACUUUCAGGCUCAGUUAAGGUUUUUGCUUGAUGACAUGCAGAGCGCCAUUUCUGUUUUUUAAGCAGUUGCUUUCAGAACAUCUGGAAUAGGAUAAUAUGAGAGGGGAGAUAUACAUGAACGUUUCAAGGUGCCUUUAACUUCACUCCAUCAUGUAAGAAGCAAAUAUAUUUCAAAAGCGCAUUCUGGAAAAAAGGAAUGACUGGCACCGUCUUAAUAUGUAAUGGCGUUUUGCAAUUUGUCAAUUUGCGAAACCAGCAAAUUCGACUAAUGCUAGCUUACAAAAAUUUAGUGACCAGUAUCCAAGCAGCACAAUGUUUAGAAGACUAGUUAUCCAAUCUCCAUAUCACAAAGCAUUUUCAUUCCCUUUGCAGCUGAACAUCUUUGGUGCUGUCUAUCAGUAAACACCUCACUGCCAUGCAUUUGUUGGUAAUGUGUUUUAUGUAUUGUGAUUCACUACAGUUCCAGAAUGAGUUCUUGAAUUGUUUGCUUUGCCUUUCAUAUGGCGAAUACUGACACUCAAUUCAGAAUUUUUUUCCUACACCCUUACCUCCACUUAUUUCCAUUUAGUGCCACUGCUUGCUGCUAUUACACUGUAAUAACUCUAACAUUUACAAUGUAUAUAAUCUGUAAGAAUGCAUUGAUAGAUUACCCUUAAGGCUUUCAGUAUAUGUAAAACCUUUUCAAACAUUUGAUACAAAGUACCAAGUUUGCAGAUCUAGCUCUUAUUUUGGUAUUACCUGUUUAUUUUAUAACAUCGAAACUCAUUUUGUUGUAGGUUUUUAUUUUUCUUGGAGUAGACAUUUUAUGUAAGAUUUAAGUUAUGCAAUACUUGUAUAUUUUGCAUUUUUGAAAUGCAGAUAAAAGAAUAUUUUCAGAUUGUUAAAAAAAUGUUUUUAGCUUUACUUUGUAUAAAGUGCACAAAACCUUUUCCAGGAAGGUGGUCAACAGUUUUCAUUUGCAAUCUUGGGUAAUUAUUUAGUUUUGUCGACUUUAACAAGUACGCAUGCUUGGCUUCUUGCACACCUGAUUUGAGAAAAUAUACCCAUAAUUAGAGAAAUUGUUUCAACAACGAACCGGAAAUCACACCUUUUUUCUAAAUUAUGUGGAAAGUAAUUCUGUACAGCAUGAUUUCAUACAUUUACAUAUUAUUAUAACUUGACUGAAUAUGACUGAAAUGUGAAUUUAAAUUUUCAAACGCUACUGUAACAGUCAACCAUAUAGUCAUAUUCACUGAAUACAUAUUCCCUGGUUUAUGAAAUGCAUUUCCUAAAUGUCCUUUCUAAUUUAUACUGUGAUGAAUAGGACAAAUGUCCAUGUAUUUUCAUUUGUGUGGCUGACUGGGAAUGUUAGACUUGUCUUUUUACCCUUCAGCGCUUUUUGAAUUAAAGAUAUUAAAAAAAGUCCAAAGAUCACUUUUAUAAAUGU